Molecule: messenger RNA, 3252 nt
Organism: Pungitius pungitius (ninespine stickleback)
Lineage: Eukaryota; Metazoa; Chordata; Actinopteri; Perciformes; Gasterosteidae
Gene: spon1b
Product: spondin 1b
Exons: 16
Coding region: 485-2929 (814 amino acids)
Biological process (GO): cell adhesion
Cellular component (GO): extracellular matrix
Source: RefSeq, a predicted model, not a curated record
GGGCAGGACAUGUGGAUGCUUCCUCGGGAAGACACGAACGCGACAGAGAACACAGCUCGUGUACCGUGCGCGCGUGUUUGCAGCUGGUUUGUGUAUGAGUGGAGGGCUGGUUUGCUCUUAGUAAAAAGUCCAGAGCUCCAGUAUUGGACCCGUGUGCACCCGCGCUCGGUUAUUUGGCAGCCGCCCCCCACCACACCCCACUCUGAGAGCACACUGCUCCUGGAACACAGCAGCAGCAGCAGCAGCUCCUCUCUCACAGCCGGUCAGCAGCGCGUGAACGCCGUGCGCCCCUGACGCGCUCACUCUCUCUCUCUCCAAUUCAGGAUGGACUCGUCUCCGCUUCACCUCUACCACUGACACCGCGGUACCUCGGUUGGACAUUCCUGUGCAAGGGGGUUAGAUCUGAUCCCCUUUCCGCUGUUUCGCCUUUCCACUGGGUGUUUUUUUUAUUUUGGGUUGAACACACUCAUCUCCGGACUCCGAGAUGGGAAUGUAUCUCCAUGUGGUGCUUUUGCACUGCUAUCUCGCCUCGAGUUUCUUGUGCAACGCCGUUGCCUUCGUGGAGGAGCCCGCCGGCGGCAGGUUGGACGGUUACUGCGGGCGGAUCCUCCGGGCGCAGACCCAGGGGACCCGAAAGGAGGGGCACCACGAGUUCAGGAUCAGAGUCGAGGGGGACCCGGAAAGCUACCAGCCGGGCAGCACUUACAGAGUGGUCCUUCUGGCAACCAGCCCCUCUUAUUUCCGGGGAUUCACCCUCAUCGCGCUGAAGGAGGGCAGGGAGGGCACCAUGGACAACGACUACAUCGGCCAGUUUCAGAACAUUGAUGAGGAGGACACACAGUUCAUGACCAACUGUGCUCCUGCUGUGACGGAAAGCACCCCCCGCAGACGCACCAGGAUACAGGUCUUCUGGACGGCGCCGCCCACCGGGUCUGGCUGUGUUAUAAUGAAGGCCAGUAUUGUCCAGAAGAGGGUCAUUUAUUUCCAGGAUGAAGGCUCUCUCACUAUUCGACUGUGUGAGAAAGAGCAUGUGUUCGGCGAGGCUACUGCAGCUCCUGCAAUGGAGUGCUGCGCCUGCGGUACAGCAAAGUACAGACUCACCUUCUACGGCAACUGGUCAGAGAAAGUACAUCCCAAAGACUAUCCGAGACGGGCCAACCACUGGUCGGCUCUGAUUGGCGCGUCUCACUCCAGAGGCUAUGUGCUAUGGGAGUAUGGGGGCUACGCCAGUGAGGGUGUCCGCCAGGUUGCUGAGUUCGGCUCCCCCAUCAAGAUGGAGGAAGAGAUUCGACAGAAGGGAGAUGAAGUGCUUACUGUCAUCAAGACUAAGGCUCAGUGGCCGGCAUGGCAGCCGCUCAACUUGCGAGCAGCUCCAUCAGCUGAGUUUUCUGUUGACCGGACCCGUCACCUAAUGAGCUUCCUCACCAUGCUGGGGCCUAGCCCAGACUGGAAUGUGGGGCUGUCGGGAGAGGACCUCUGCACCAAGGAGUGUGGCUGGGUCCAGAGGCUCGAGACUGACCUCAUUCCCUGGGAUGCAGGCACCGACAACGGUGUAACAUAUGAGUCUCCCAACAAGCCAACCAUUCCUCAGGAGAAGAUCAGACCAUUGACCAGUUUGGACCACCCCCAAAGCCCGUUCUACGACCCAGAGGGAGGGGCAAUUACCCCUAUAGCCAAGCUAGUGGUGGAACGAAUCGCCAGAAAGGGAGAGCAGUGCAACGUGGUGCCGGACACCAUAGACGACAUUGUUGCUGAUAUUGGACAAGAAGACAAGGAGGAAGAUGACACACCAGAAACGUGCAUCUACUCAGGGUGGUCUCCCUGGUCAGCCUGUAGCAGCGCAACAUGUGAAAAGGGACGCAGGAUGAGGCAGAGGAUGCUGAAGGCCCAGCUGGACCUCAGUGUGCCGUGUCCCCACACCCAAGAUUUCCAGCCCUGCAUGGGGCCGGGAUGCAGCAUUGAGGAGCCAUCGACGUGUAUGAUGUCUGAGUGGAUCAGCUGGUCGGCCUGCAGCGUGUCCUGUGGGAUGGGGAUGAGGUCUAGAGAGCGUUACGUCAAACAGUACCCUGAGGAUGGCUCGCUCUGCCAGCUCCAGACUGAGGAGACGGAGAAGUGUGUCGUCAACGAAGAAUGCUCACCCAGCAGUUGCGUGGUGACCGAGUGGGCUGAGUGGGACCCCUGCAGCGUCACCUGUGGCUUGGGCAUGAGAAGACGCGAGCGCAUGGUGAAGAUGCCCCCUACAGACGGAUCAAUGUGCAAGACAGAGGUGGCAGAAGUGGAAAAAUGCAUGAUGCCAGAAUGCCACAGCUUCCCGUGCAUGCUAUCGCCCUGGUCCGACUGGGGCGAGUGCAGCGUGACGUGUGGGCGGGGCUUACGAACACGUCAGAGGAUGCUGAAGUCGGAUCCCACCGGGUGCUCCGAGGAGCUGGAGCAGACAGAGAAAUGCAUGCUGCCAGAGUGCCCCACUGACUGCAUGGUCUCUGAAUGGUCCGAGUGGUCUGAGUGCAAUAAGUCCUGCGGCAAAGGACACACCAUCCGGACCCGUAUGGUCAAGCUGGAGCCUCAGUUCGGGGGCAGCGCUUGUCCCGAGACCAUCCAGAGGAAGAAGUGCAAAAUCCGAAAGUGCCGGACGAAAGCGAAAGAGGAGAGAGGAGGAGGAGCAGGAGGAGGAGGAGGAAGUAGGGGCACAGGCGGAAGGGCAGGAGGGGGUCCGAGAAGGAGACGAGGCAAACAGGGAAGAGACGCUGUGGCCGAGGAGCAGCCAGGUUGCAGGAUGCAGCCGUGGACUGCCUGGACGGACUGCACCAAACUGUGCUCGGGGGGGAUCCAGGAGCGCUUCAGGAGCGCAAAGAAAAGAGCCAAAGGUGCCCUGGCGGCCGGUUGCAAGGACCGAAAGGAGGUCCGCGCCUGUAACGUCCAUCCCUGCUAGGGGGUUUGGGGGUAAAGCGGUGUUACUACUGAGCAACAGAGGAGCGGGGGGGGGUCGGAGGUGGCGCCGGGUUAAAUGCUUGAGGCAGUAAAAUAUGGGUUUGAGUUUUGUGUACAGGGAGGUGAAAGGGGAGAGGAUGGCCGAGUUUGAAACUUUUGGUUACAAGGGAUGAGUUGAGGUAAGAGGAGGACAUGAUAUGUUUAGUAAAGCCGCUGUAGGCAUUUAGUUUCCAGGGCUUACAUUUAACAUGGUAUCAGAGACAAAAGUCUGUGUCCUGCAACAAAAAAAAAAACAGAUAUAAAAAAUACACGAAAAAACUACAG